AUGACGCGGAUAAAUUUUGAAGGCCUAUCAUGCAACACGACACGAAUCGUUCAGUCGAGAGACCCAGAUAACAGGGAGUUGUUCCUGAAGAUGGCGCUCAUCGAGCUCAUCGUUCACACGCUCUUCCUCGUCAUCAUUAUAUUGAUCGCCGACAGUCCAGGCUUCAAGCAGGUGUACGACAUAACCAACUCCGUGAACAGCCUGUUUGUGCAGAGUCCCGUCAGGAAAGAGAAGCCUUACGUCACAUUCAACAACAUUUCGAGAAGGGAGGAGGUCUGGGAUUACUUAGAAAACGGCCUGAUAAGUGGUCUCUUUUGGGAGAUCGACGAAGGUAAAGGAACAGAUUCAGUAGACAUCGAGAUCAGCAACAUUCUCUACAAGAACACCCUAGUUGACUCCGCCCAGAUCAGGCAAAUCAGGGUUGUGAACACCACCUGUACUGUCCUCAUGAAACCUGUCCUUUGCUACUUCCCUUACGGGGUUGGCGGGGUUUACAAAGAAAAACUGAAGGGAACUUACGGAACAGAAUUUUCAAACUUCAACAAACUUGGCUUCGGGAAGUACUACGGCAAGGUGUCGGUGUACGGUAAUGAAGGUUACACCUACCAACUGCCCCAAUCUAAAAGUAAAGUGUUAUCCAAUCUUGGAACCAUGAAAUCUAAUCAGUGGCUGGACAGGUCCACGCGAGUUUUGCUUAUCGAGUUCAUUCUGCAUAACAAAAAUUUGCACAGCUACUGCUUCGUCAAUUUAGCCGUGGAGUUCCCAGUGACUGGUGGCGUGAUGACCUCAUACAACUUGCGCGUCGUUCGCAUUGCCAGGUUCAAUUUCAGCGAAAUCUUGAUUCUUCUUUUGGAAAUUUGCUUCUACCUCUUUAUCUUCUACUAUCUAUUCGUCAUUUUUCUAGAAGUUGGUUCCAUUUAUUUUAGUCACUUAAAGCACUGA
This is a messenger RNA of Helobdella robusta, 942 nucleotides long. RefSeq lists its product as hypothetical. Gene Ontology annotation, molecular function: calcium ion binding. The transcript is spliced from 5 exons. The coding region runs from base 1 to 942 and encodes 313 amino acids. Gene Ontology annotation, cellular component: membrane. Lineage: Eukaryota; Metazoa; Annelida; Clitellata; Rhynchobdellida; Glossiphoniidae. The record is from RefSeq and is a predicted model, not a curated record.